This is a messenger RNA of Marasmius oreades (fairy-ring Marasmius), 357 nucleotides long. RefSeq lists its product as uncharacterized. The transcript is spliced from 4 exons. The record is from RefSeq and is a predicted model, not a curated record. Gene Ontology annotation, cellular component: cytosol. Bases 1 to 357 code for a protein of 118 amino acids. Gene Ontology annotation, molecular function: protein-disulfide reductase [NAD(P)H] activity. NCBI's taxonomy places the organism in Eukaryota, Fungi, Basidiomycota, Agaricomycetes, Agaricales, Marasmiaceae.
AUGCCUUUGAACACGACGGAUUCAACUGGAGCAGAACUCGCGAAGCAGGUACCAUCCGAUGGCUACCUCAUCUUUUAUUCAUCCGUUGUCGAUGGUCAACUUUGGUGCCAAGACUGCCGAGCCGUCGAAACGCUGGUUGAAGAUUCUUUUUCUUCAGCUGACGCGCCAUCUGCGUUGAUUGUUUACGUCGGGGACAGGGCUACAUGGCGAGGAAAACCUUCACAUCCUCUACGUAGUGAACCAUGGAAGGUUACGGGAGUUCCGACAAUCGUGAAAUUGAAAGAUGGAAAGGAAGAAGGACGACUGGUAGAAUGGGAAGUCGUGCCAAACCUCAAAGAAUUGCUCGGGGCACAAUAA